This is a messenger RNA of Phyllopteryx taeniolatus (common seadragon), 2879 nucleotides long. It is a transcript of the gene mat2ab, whose product is annotated as methionine adenosyltransferase 2Ab. Lineage: Eukaryota; Metazoa; Chordata; Actinopteri; Syngnathiformes; Syngnathidae. Gene Ontology annotation, cellular component: cytosol; methionine adenosyltransferase complex. Gene Ontology annotation, molecular function: methionine adenosyltransferase activity; ATP binding. The record is from RefSeq and is a predicted model, not a curated record. The coding region runs from base 157 to 1347 and encodes 396 amino acids. Gene Ontology annotation, biological process: S-adenosylmethionine biosynthetic process. The transcript is spliced from 9 exons.
UGUGCGCCAUGAGGUUUACUCGGCCUGUGUGGAUCUUUGCAGUCACGACGUAGGGCUGACCUUCGUGGAGCGUCACCAGUACAAGCGCACUCUUCUUUGUGGCCAUUUCCGCCCUCACACCCUUUUUGGUCUCUUCGCAAUCAUCCGCGGUGAACGAUGAUGAACGGCCAGAUGAAUGGUUUUCACAACUCUGUCAUUGACGAGGACUGCUUCUUGUUCACCUCGGAGUCUGUCGGGGAAGGGCAUCCCGACAAGAUCUGCGAUCAAAUUAGCGAUGCGGUCCUUGACGCCCAUCUCAGGCAAGAUCCCGAUGCCAAGGUUGCGUGCGAGACUGUUGCCAAGACGGGAAUGAUCCUGUUGGCUGGUGAGGUGACCUCACGAGCCACAGUGGACUACCAGAAAAUCGUGCGGGACACUAUUUGCCAGAUUGGCUAUGAUGACUCCGCUAAAGGCUUUGACUACAAGACCUGCAAUGUCCUGGUGGCCCUGGAGCAGCAGUCUCCUGACAUAGCUCAAGGUGUCCACGUAGACCGCAACGAAGAAGACAUUGGCGCAGGGGACCAGGGAUUGAUGUUUGGAUAUGCCACCGACGAGACAAAGGAGUGCAUGCCCCUCACAAUUGUGCUCGCUCACAAACUGAACGCCAAGCUGGCCGAGCUGCGGCGCAACGGCACUCUGCCGUGGCUCAGACCUGACUCCAAGACGCAGGUUACCGUCCAGUAUCGUCAGGACCGCGGCGCCAUGCUCCCGGUGCGCGUGCACACAAUUGUAAUCUCUGUUCAGCAUGAUGAGGAGGUUUGCCUGGAGGAGAUGAGGGAUGCCCUGAAGGAAAAAGUCAUCAAGUGUGUUGUCCCCUGUAAUUAUUUGGACGAUGACACCAUCUACCACCUGCAGCCCAGUGGAAGGUUUGUCAUCGGGGGCCCUCAGGGCGACGCCGGACUGACGGGGCGCAAGAUAAUCGUCGACACUUACGGCGGCUGGGGGGCCCACGGAGGGGGGGCGUUCUCCGGCAAAGACUACACUAAAGUGGACCGCUCUGCUGCGUACGCCGCACGCUGGGUUGCCAAGUCUCUGGUAAAGGCUGAGCUCUGCAGGAGAGUCUUGGUUCAGGUGUCCUAUGCCAUUGGAGUUGCCCACCCCCUGUCCAUUUCCAUCUUCCACUAUGGGACCUCCAACAAGAGUGAGCGGGAGCUGCUGGACAUUGUACGGAAGAACUUUGACCUCCGUCCUGGAGUCAUUGUCAGGGAUCUGGAUCUGAAGAAGCCCUUGUAUCAGAGGACAGCAGCCUAUGGCCACUUUGGCCGUGACUCCUUCCCAUGGGAGGUUCCCAAAAAGCUCAAAUACUAAACCUGUUAAGCUUUUCGCCCCCAGGCUUGUUGGUGUAUACUACAGAGAAGCCUCCAAGAUUCAGGGGGUGAAAUGCCCUUAGCUGUCUUUCUCUUUCUUUCCCUCUCUCAAAUGAUUCACCUGCCACAUGACUCCCCAUUUGUCCUGUCUUGGUGGUUGCAUUAUCAUGCUGGCUACCUGAAGGCAUUUAUUUUUUGUUUUUGUUUUGUUUUUUUAAAUUACUGACGUUCGAAGAACUUGUCCCUUCUCCUUUUGCUCGUCACUGUGCUAGAGCCUGAUUGGCUGCAGUUCUCGUCGUUUAACAUGAGUCUAGUCUAAUAGUCUGUGGGACAGUGGUGGCUUGUAUUUCUGUAGUUGGCCUUUGUUCACUGGUGCUACUAUGAGAGAAGCAUGUCUGACCUGCAAAGUAAAUGUUAGCCUUGUCGCUUAGGAGGAUCCUCGGAUCUUACCGAGCAACAUUCCUCCUCGGUCAGUCUGCUACAAAUUUCCCAUCUUCCACUAAUCUUUUUAUUUUUGCUAGUAUUGCUCCUUGUCUUCAUGGAGGAUGUUAGAGAGCCACAAAUAAAUAAUGGAAAGGUUGCUGUUAACGAAAUAAAAUGCUAUGCAUUUCAGGCUCAAGAGCCAGCCAAAUGUUAACACUUUUAAAUUUCUCCAAUGAGACGAAUGGCCCACAUCCCGCUGCAGACCUUUGCUGUUUUCUGACGUUAUACAGAAAAGUCAGAGGCUGCUAUGUCACUGCUCUGGUCUGCAGAGGUGUUGGAUGAACUUGAAAGCGUUUCAUCGCAUUUGGAUUUAAAAAAUAAAAAAUUCUUGAACGCUCCUUUUUAAAAUAAAAAAACAAAUGUAAUAAGCCCCCCUGGACUCCGCAGGUGUAUUGAUGGCGGGUGUAGUUACAGAGAAACCUGAUUUCCAUCUUUAUCCUGCUCUGGAGUUUGUCAGUCUUAUUGGAUAUCAAAUGUCAACACUAUUUAUUUGUUCUCUGGAGCUCAGUGUGGAUACAGAGAAGCUGAGGCUUCAGAAGGCAGCUUUAAAAACACUUAGUUACUGAAUCUUGAAUUCCUUUUGACUUGAUCAUUUGUUUGUUUGCUUGAGUGUCCAGAGUGUUGUACAGAAAAGCUUUGGUUAACCUCAAAAACAAAUGGCAAAUGUUGGACUAAGUUUUUAUUUUUGGACUACACAUUUCUUUUUUUUUUUUUUUUUUCCUUCCUCCUUCACUCCAACUUUUUUUUUUUUUUUUAAAAAGCCUUUGCAAAUCUUUGGCUCUGACAAAUCUUCAUCAGUGCGAUGGCAACAUUUGGUUGGUGUAGUACAGAGAAACCAGCCUUGUUUACAUGGCCAUCCCAUGUAGUGCUCUUAUUGCCGGUCAUAAUCAUUGGCUACAGUAAGUGUAUACGUGCCUUUUCAAUUUCCUCUCACCCUUUGCUUCUCUUCCUCACCCCUCAUAUGCUUCGACCAAGAAGACGCAGCUCAAUCUGUAAUGUGCUCCAUGUUUAACGCUUGUGCUCUGUAAUAAACGAACUACUUGCAACGUC